Ostrea edulis (European flat oyster) is the source of this 8857-nucleotide messenger RNA. RefSeq lists its product as uncharacterized. Gene Ontology annotation, biological process: regulation of gene expression. The transcript is spliced from 3 exons. The record is from RefSeq and is a predicted model, not a curated record. The coding region runs from base 251 to 5602 and encodes 1783 amino acids. NCBI's taxonomy places the organism in Eukaryota, Metazoa, Mollusca, Bivalvia, Ostreida, Ostreidae. Gene Ontology annotation, cellular component: nucleus.
AGGAAACGUUUGCAUUUAAAUGGAGUUAUCGCACUUUGGUCGUCCGUGCAACUUCUAUUCUCGAUCAUGGAAGCACUUGACAAAAACGGGAAGCUGCUUUUAUCGACGUGGACGGGACGCUUGCUUUGAAUUUUACAUGCUUUGGCGAACAAAAAAUCGAACAUUCAACACGCCUAACUAGACAAGCACCUUGCACUCAAAAUGUGAAGGCAAACCAUAUAGAGAGAGUGUAAGUGGACAACAUCCUGAUAUGGAGAACACCAAUACAAAAGAUACUGAAAAUCAAAAGGAGGAUGAAACGGACCCCAAUGCAAUACAGACUGCUGUUUCUGACAAGCAGACAAAACUGCUCAGUAUUCCAGCUGUUGUUGUGAGAAAUGAAAAUAAUGACAUCAUAGAACAAAUGGACAAGCCCAGCAUUGACUUCUCACAGACAGUGCGGAGGAACCUGAAAUCCAAACUCAUCCAAAGAGCCAACAGCCCAGUGAAAGAGCAGACGGCCAAAAUCCAGGACACUCUGUCUGAGAAUUCCGAGUCCGGGAGUGAGGAGGGUAUGUCUGAUUCUAGUGAUGCCGAAAGAGAUGCAGUUACAGAGAAGAGGAUCAUGGGAGGAGAAAAUGUGACCGCAGUGGAGAAGGAAGCAGUUAUAGAUCAAAGCCAGGUAUCAGAAAACGACAGUGAACAAGUUGUAAACGAAGGUGAAAAAGCAGAUUUGGAAGGAAUUUUGAAGAAUGUUGAGAUGGAGGAAAAUUUAGAGGAAACUGGGAACAAAGUGAAAGACUUGAAGACUAAGGUAAAUCAAGGUCAGGGUGGGGCUAAGACUGAAAGGGGAAGUACCAAGGAAAAAGAAAAAGAUUUUUCAGCUAUAAAAAACAGUGCAGGAAUAGAAAAUGUUGAAGAAGAAAAAAGAGGUAUAACAGAUGUGAAAAGUAGUGCAGUUGAAGAUGAUGAUGUGGCUGAAAAGGGAAAAUUGAUGGGGGGUAAGAAUGGAAGUGAAGCCAAGAAUUCAGAGAAGAAUUCAGACCAGGCAACUGUCACUGAGAUUGAGCCCACUAAAAAAGGAGUGGAAAGUGAAAAUAAUUUGAAUGAAGAAGACAUUGAAACUGACAAUUCCUUCAGUGAAAAAGAUUUCUGUCAAUUCAAUAUAACCCAGCCCACCACUACAGUGUCCCCUGCUAGUACCUCUUUAACCACACCCCCGCCAUUGAUGAUCCCAGCCCUGGGUGUGGCUGUCAAUCCUGCUAGUAUUCCUGUGAUUGGCCAGUUCCCUCGAGGUGCAGCAGAUCUCAAUACUGUAGCCAUGCAGCAAUUUCAACAGUUUAAUGUCCAGCCAUCAGCGUCCAGUUCAAGUACCCCAAUAAAUCAGGUUAUGUAUUCUCCUACAGUGAGAACUGUACUCCCUGCUGGUGUGGGUGUUCAAACUCCACAAAAUAGAUUCCCUGUAACUAAUCAAACUAUCAAUGUCAUCCACAGUGCCCAGUUACCACAAAUCAGUCACAGAUUUAUCACUGGGGUACCACUUGGCAUUGUGCCAUUAGUACCAAACACCACCAUCACACCAAUGGUUCACCAACAGGUACCAACUGUUCCUCAACCAGCAUCACAAAUUACAACGCUUCCAACACCUAUUCAGACAUCAGUCCCCAAAGGAACUAUGCAGGCAGCAUUAGUAUCUCAAUUUGUGAAUCAGGUAACCAGUCAACAAGACAAAAUGAUUCAUACUCCACAGUUUCCAGCCACUGAAGCCUUGGUGCUUUCUUCAUCAAAUCAGAUGCAAACUAGCACCAUAACUAUGCAACCACUUGUGAACAGCUCCGCAGCACAACACCUAGUUUCCACUUCAACAACAUCAACAGCACCUCCUAUUGUAGUAACUACGCAAGCCCAAGUCAAACAGGUCAGCUCUCCAAAGCACCCCAGUCAACGAUCUCAAGUCACCACAAUCAGUCCACAGUCUCAAGUGCAACAGGGAAAACCAAAUUCUUCUCCUGUCCAGAAAAAAGCAGAUGCAUCCACUUAUGUUGAUGCUGAUUUCCUUGUAGACAAAGUGAGAAUGGUUUAUUUUCAGUGUGAUGAGUGUACCUUUGUUACAAAAUCUGCUCAAAAUUUCCGAAGGCAUUACAUGCUUCAUUUAAACUAUAAGCCAUAUGUUUGUUCAAAUUGUGAAUUCCCCUCUUGCAACAAAUAUGGAUUUUCAGGCCACCUGAAAAAUCACCAGGAGUGUGCUGGACAGCAGUUUGUGUACAAAAAAGACAGUGAAGCUGAGAGACAGCUGGAGAGAAAGGUAAAUGUUUGUAAGCAUUACAGAUGGGUGUCUGAUGAAGAAAACGACAAAUCAUCAAAGGAGCUCUUUGGUGAUCAAAGAAGGUUCCGGUUUACUGCAAAGAAAUCUGACCCAGCAAGCUCAUCGAUUCAGUCUGGGAUUUCUGGUGAGAGUACUGAUGGCUUAGCUCCAGAUGUACACCUUGGAGUUGUGCAGAAAACAUAUUCAGGAAAGAAAAAGAUUCGGGAUAUUCUUGGUGAGAUAGAAAAUAAAACAAAAAUGCGAAGUGAAAGUUUACAUCAAUCAGGUCAACAAGACGGUAAAAAUCUUGACAGCAAAAUUGAUAGUGGUGAGUCGAUAACUGAUACUGAAUCGGUAUCAAAGACAGCAGUUGUAAUUUUAGAGAAUAAAAGUAAUUGCAGCACUUCAAAACAAGGAAGAAUGUCAUCUUCUGAAGGCAGCCAGGAGAAGGAAGAUGAAUCUGAUGAGAUGAGUGACGUUAUAGAACCAUUGCCAACAAGUGAGACCAAUUCUAAAACCGGUGAAAAUGAAAGUACAAGCAAAAAAUACUCAAAGACGUUGGAUACCAUACCUCAGAGAAAACAAAAUGGAAAGAUGAAAACGUCUAGUUUUCUGAACAGAAACUUCAAAAAAGCUAAAAGAUUCAUUUUCGGAAAGAAGAAAAGGAAAUUUGCAAGAAGACGUAGACAAGCCAACAAAGUUCAGAAUUAUGAAAUAGUGGAUGAAAGCAACAUACUGGAUCUUCCUCGAGUACGGAAGUUUAAGACCACUUUUGAUCCCAGUCCAGAUCAUUAUAGACGGAGAAAGAAAGAAAUGUUAAUGGAAGCAGAAUAUCAGAAACCAAUCAUUCCUCCAAAACCUGAACCAAAAGAGACCACAGCAUCAUCCUACAAGUGUCCUUACUGUGACCACACUGGAGAGUCAGCAUUAGGAAUCAAGCGACAUGCCUUUUGGGUCCACAACAUGUGUGAGUACACAUGUAAUCUGUGUUUGUACAUGUCCAUGUCCAAACAGGAAUGUCUAAGACAUUGUUAUACUGAUCACCCUGGUACCUCCCCCUGCAUCAAAAGAUCAUUCUGCAAAGCUAUGGAUGUGGAAGAGACAGCUGGUGACAAGAACUCACAGAAGGAUCAGGAGGUAGAGAAAGACCAAGCAAAUGAUCAGAAAGAUGGCAGUGAAACUGAGACUGGUGAGGAGGAGGAGGAGGAAAGCCAACAUCCGGCCAAAUCUUUAGUCAAGGGAAUGCAGGACAUAAGGUGCGUCAAGUGUGAUCUGAAGUUUACCAGGAAGGGGAUGCAGCUGCACCUUCUGCGAAAACACAAUGUGUUUCUGUUUAAAUGUCCGAACUGUAAAUUUGUGAACGAAAACAAGGAGGCAAUAAAAGAACAUUGCAGCUCUGUGCACAAUCUGAAAAUUACCAAAGCACCACAUAUGACGUAUGACCUGAAUCUUGGACAUGAUCUUGUGGAAUUUCUCUCCAACAAAACCACUAAAGAAAUGAAAGAAAGAAAGAGACAUGAAGGUUCAAGAGAGCCCACUAUUAAGAAAACCUUAAAAGUGGGGAUGAAGAGACCAUUAAGUGCAACAUGUCCCUUGUGUAAAUUUGCAUCCUCUUAUGUUGGUGUCCAGCGACAUUUGUCAAUGAGACAUAAACUAAAGAAUUUACAGUGCGGGCAUUGUGGACAUGUGGUGUACAAUAAAUCUGAUGCAUUGAAACACUCCAAAAAAGCUCACAAGGAAACCACACCACAUGUAUUGCACUCUUUUGUAGAUAUCGAAUUCGUGAAAGCUAUGUCCAAGAAGGAACUUAAGAAAUGUGGUGCAGUUUUGUUUCAUGGUAAGGAAAAACAGGAUAUUGAUACAGAAGAAGGCAGAAAUGUAGAUCAGAAGCCAAAGGCAUCCCCUAAAAGCCCCAAAGCAACCUUACCAUCCAAAAAAGACACCAAAGAUAAGUGGAUUCCAUGUCCAGUCUGCUCUGUAGAGAAGCGAACAUUGCGUGGAGUGGAGCUCCACAUGAUGUAUUUACACAAGAUCUGCAACUGGUCUUGCGGGCGAUGUGGGUUUGAAUCCAUGGAUAAAUAUGUGACAUUGCAACAUUCUGUUGAUCUACAUAAAGAUGAAGACCCAAUGAUUUCCAGGGCAUUGGUUAAUCUGGAUAAGUAUACAGCGGAAAUGGACCUGAACUACAGAUCAGCAAAAGACAAUUAUUUGGGUGCAAAGUUAGAAAAUAUUGCCAGAACAGAUCCCUAUAAACUUGAUUUUGAUGAUGGUGAGGAUGACAAUCAAUCUGAAGAGGACAGUUGUAAAGACAAAAAGACAGCCCUGAAAGACCAAAAUGAGACUUCACAUGAUUCCAGUGUGGUGGAGUCUCCCAGUUCCAGAAAGAUGUGGAAGAAAAGAUCUUGCAGUCCUAAAGCUUCUGACUGUGGUGGCACGGCAUUACCUUCAUCAGAUAAGUGGCCUCAGAAGAGGAACCUGAAAGACACCAGUUUUUCUCGUACAUCAGGUGGUGACUCUCUGGAGUCCGAUUCUACCGAGGACAGCUAUGUCAUUAAAAAGAGGCGAAAGAAGAAGAGCCCCCUAGUGGCCAGGUCAUCCCCCAGUCUUUAUUGCACUUCUUCAUCAUUUGUUGUUCGCCCAAAAGACAUGAACCACGUGAACCAAGGCUUCAGCUGUGUGUAUUGUGUCUACGCAGCUCCCUUAAGGCACCAAGUACGCUUGCACUGUUAUGACAAACACACUAAUCACCCGGCCUGUCUCAUGGAGUUUCAGGUCCAUGGGGAGGAAAAAUCCUUCCGCAAUGACGGCACGGAGGAGGUCCUGCUAGAGUGUUCGGAAGAUAGCAGUGAAAUGAACACAAGGACAAAAUCAAUGAAAAAAGAUGGUGAUGAUAAGGAAAAGGCUAAUACCUCCAUUGAUGAAACAAACAAAAAAUCUACAACCAGAAACAGUGAUAUGGAUUCUUCAGAGGUAGAUGAUGGCCGUGUGAAUGGACUGAAAAAGCGGAGUGGGAGUUUAACAAGUGGAGGAGAAACAGACACUGAUGAACUUCACUCCUCUGAAAUUAUAGACAGUGGUGGAAACCGAUUCCGACGAGGAAAGAAGAGGAAAAACAAGUUUGACAAUCCACUGAAAACUUUGGUGCACAAAUUGAAUUCCAGCCAGAUUAACCUUGAGGACACAUUUCACACCAGUUUGGAUGAAGUGGAUUCAUAUCUCAAUAAGUUUGGGGUUCGGACUCUGAAUAUGGACAUGUUGACCCAGCAGCAGUUUUCGGACUUCAUUGAGCGAUUCGGGAGCAGUCUACAACCUGUGUAAUGUGAUUUUGUAAAAACAUUUAUUUUUGUAUUAUUGUUUCAUAUAGAGUUUUAAAAAUCAUGCAAACUGUUUAUCAUAGUGCAAUGUGGAAGAAUUUCAUUCAAAGCAUUUUUAAUACAUUGUUUUAUUAGAUGCACAGCUGCAUGUUGAACUUUGAUCAACUUGCAUAUGUUAAUAGUACAGAGGUUCUGUUACUAAUGAUAUUCAUUUGGUCUGGUAUAUGUAGAAACUCCAAGUUUUGUUGUCAUGUUAAACCAGUUUGUUUAAAGUUGUAUGUACUCCAGUGCUUGGUAUUUUUUUGCAUCACUGCACCAAAGUAAGGGGAUGUACUAGUUCACCUAUGCCCUUCGGCAUCAACCCUUCAGUCCAUCAUUUGUUUGUAACAUUUUUCUUGUGAAUUAUCGUCACUUGAUAUUUCCCGUAGGUGAGCUAGUUAUUCUGAGUAACAUGUUUGAUGAGAAUCCGUCACACAUCUGCAUCUCUGUACGUCCCUUGCAUGUAAUGCUUAAAAGUAUUUUAUCACAUUUUCCCAUUAGAUGUAAACUUCCUCUUGCAAAACCAUUUGAGAUUCAUCACUCAUGAAUUACUUUCGCAUAUAUAUAUCCAUCCUUUAAAUCAUGUAACACAUAUAUGUAUCAGGUAUACAUAGUUUAUAUUGCAGUGGUUUGUGUUGCAGUUUUAGCUUACCCAAAUCACCUAUCGCAUUCUGUUUUUGUCCUUCAUCAUGCACUAUCAUUUAAACUCCUCAGAUACCAGUGAGCCAAAUUUGGCAGUGGCAUAGGAGGAUAAUUAUUUUGAUUUUUUGGUCCAUUCCCCUUGGGAGUUAAGUGUCGGGUCAAAACACCAUUAAAAAUGAUGCAAUCUUUUUAAAAUCUCUCUAUAUCUAGCAGACAAACUGUAUGCAUAGUCAUUGUGAACAUUACAAAAUUGUGAAAUUCAGGGCACAUGUGUCAGGGAUCCUGGUCUAAGAUGGGGGAUAUGAGUUGUAUAGUUAGAAUGCAUUAUUUCUCUAAGCGUCUUCUCAUUGAUGGACAUUAAACAACCAAACAGUGCAUAAUAAUAAUGACAAGAGAGAAACCUCUACUGAAAAUAUAAUAUUCAUGGCCCCUGGGUUCCAGGCUCUGGUCUGUGGUAUGAGUAGUGAAAAUGCAUUAUGUCUGUAGAAAAUCUUCUUUACUCCUUGGCACUACACCUCCUAACUUAGUAUAUGGUAAUAAUGCAUGGAGAAGACUACCAAAAAUGUAAAAUUUAAAGUUAUUGGGGUGUAAUAAAAAUGCAGUAUUUCUUUAGAAGCAUUGUCUUGACUUCUUGACAUCAAACAACCUGAGUAAAUAGAAUUAAUAAGGAUAAAAGUUUCUACCAAAAUGUAAGAAUUUGUGGUCCCAGAGUGUAGGGUCCUGUGGCAAUUGUGUGGCUUGUACAGUCAUAAUGUAUGUUUUCUUUUGAUAUCUUCUUGAUUCCAGGACAUCAUACAACAUUGAUUGCAUAAUAACAAGGGGAGAAACCUUAGACAAUUUUGUUUUUUAACAAUUGUCCUUUAAGUUCUGGGAUUUGUUGCUAGGAUGGGCUCUAAGGUUCUUGUGGUGAAAAUGCAUUUUUUAAAUCUAAAAUUCUGUUCUAUUCCUGAAUUACAAACGGCUAGAAUGAUUGCAUAGUAAAAAUGGGGGGGGGGUUGGGGGGGGGGGGACCACUAUUAAAAUAAUCAAAUUCAGGAUCUCUGGGUCAUGUGUUCAGGCCCCCAGUACUUGGCGGGUCGCUAGCAGUGAAAUAGCUAAAAGUAAUUUGUUGAGAGACAUUAGAAGACCUUGCUUGUCGGAAAGAUUUCCCAUGACCAAAGAGUUUAUAUUACCUUCUUUCAGAAACAAAGGACCAGGAACUAUAAUAGACAUUGUUUGAUUAUAUGAAUUCGGUAAUUGCAAUGUUGAGAUAGUCUAAACAAAGCAAAAUUCAUGUCCCCAAUUCUAAUAUCUAAAUUGAAAUAUGAAAUCACAAAGUGGGUGAUUUAUUUACAAUGUCAGUGAAAAUUGCUUAAACAUUUCCAAGGCAGGUUUACGCUUAAUAGAAAUUGUAGGGUCAAAAUCAAAACUAUAUGACUGAUGAAGGUCAAUCAUUAAAAGUAAGGUUCAAUUAGCUGGAAUUGAAUGUGGCCACACAUGUUUAUUGUGUUAUUUUGAGAUCAAAAUUUGACAGAGAGUCUGAGACGGACAAGCACACUUUUGUAUAAGGUAGGCUUGAAGAAAGCGCAUUUCAUAUUCACAAGUAGUCAUUUCUUUGGUAUUGAAGUGCAUUAAUAAAAGAAUACAUUAACAUUUCAAGAUGCAGUAUGCAAGGAAAUGUCAUAAAAAUGAAAGUUAUUGACAUUAACAGUGAAAUUUGGUUAUAUUUCAUGCUUUUGUGUGAUACUGAAGAGUCUGUCUUUUGAAAGUAAAAGUUUAGGGUGCAUCACACGGUGACAUAGAUAACUUUUGUACAAAUUUUAUUGUGUAUUUUUUCAAUUCAUUUAAAUGUAUGAAUGUUGUAUGAGUCUAUGCAGAUUAUCUCCAUGCUUUUGUUAUCAUUGUACACUAACAGUAAGAUGUGGUGCUUUGUUGUAAUAUUAGUGUGGGGGGAUGUUCUGGUAAAUAUUUGUUUUACUAAUCACACAUGUUAAGUAUUUUUCCAACAGCUUUCAAUUUUAUAAACAGAAGGAGACCAUGAUGUAGUAAAGUCAGCUUCAGUUAAAGUGAGAAAUUAAAACGCCAGUAAAGAUAUAAAACACUCUUAAGCAAAGCCAUAUUGUAUGUAUAUAUGUAUAUGGAAGUUUUCAUCAGGCAUGGAUGAGGAGGACAUUUUAAAUGUGUAAACAAAUAUGAGGUUUAUGAAAAAUCCUUAUAUUAAUCUCAAAUCUGUACAUCACUCUGAAGUGGUUUAAAGUAAAACCAUUUGAUUUGAAUUUUAAAAGUAACAAAACGUCAUGUGAUGUAAAUUGUUAUUGAAAAGAAAGAGAGUACUAUGUUGUUUUCUGUGCAUUCCAUGGAUGUACACAAAAAAAUGUAUGCUGAAAUAUACAUGUUACAAUUUUUUUUUUGGUAUUACAGAUUGACCACUGUAUUUUCACUUACUUUCAUAUGCUUCCCUCAUAUUAUCAACAUGCUAUCCGAAGAAGAAAAAGUUUGCUUUGUUUUCUUUUUAUUAGUGGUAUAAAGCAUAUCUUUAAAUUGUAAUUCAGAUGAAAAUCUUUUAAUUUCUACAAAUAAUAAAACUUCAAUUUACGAA